GGAAUCGGCAAAUCUGCCUUUUGUUGGCACUGAUGAAGCAACAACGUGCGUUGGCCUUGUUAUUCGGAACAAAAAAACUGGAAUGACAUCAGUUGCUCAUAUGGAUUCGCCAAAAAUUGUAGAAAUUGGCCUUUCCCAAAUGUUAUCAUCACUUGUUGCAAACAGUCUGGAGACCGAGUUCGAAGUGCAUCUCAUAGGGGGGUUUGAAGACGUGUCACUGCAACAAGGAAAUGGUAGUGCAAUAUCAGAAAGCCCUGCAUAUUUGGAUGGUUAUUCCUUUCCUUUGUGUUCAAAGAUUGUUCAUACUCUAUGGUCAAGAGAUGAGAAGUUUCACCUCCAAACGUUCUGUGUUCUUGGACAUAAUACCAGAAGAGAUUCUGAUGGAAACACAUACCCCUUUUUCAAUGGAUUUGUGGUGGAGACUGCAUCAGGUAUUGUCAUCCCAGCUAUUUUUGAUAGAACUUCUAGAUGUCCAGAUGAGCUUGUCAGAAGAAUACGAGUAUCUGUUUCUUAUGAAGAUGCGAAUUGGAAAGAAAAGUUACUAGAAACAUAUGAUUGUGGCUCUGACUGUUUCAAAAUUGCUCCUUGUCGCUGGACUCUUCGUCAAUAUCAUAUUGCUCUUUCACUUCUGAACUGUUCUGAUUUGGAAAUUCUUUCAACAUGUUCAACUUCACCUACUGCUGAGGCGCCAGAUUUUGUGGAUAAUUUACGAAGGCAGUGGACUUAUUUGAUUGAGCACCCACACUGGACAGAAACUUUUCCUAUGAAGCAGCCGCGCACUUUUGCUAGAAGUUCUGAUGGAAAGUGGAUAAGGUGUUAAUGACAUUCCAAGGUGGCUAAGGCUAAUCCAUUUCAAUAAUGAUUUAGCUUGUUAUUGAAAGAUUUAUUUGUCAGUCAUGGAAGUUAUCGAAUUGCAGUCAAGUGGUUUAUAGUGUCUUAGUUUUAAACUAAUAUAGUAUGUGAAAUUAGCAUUGUUUUGAAAAGAAUUUAUGCUAAGAAGAAGAUUAGGAAUAUGAUAUUGACGGAAGUUCCUAGAAACUGAUAAGUGCAACAAAAAUAGAGUGAAGAUUAGCCAUUAUUUUUAAAGUUCUAUCAUAAGUUCAAGAUAUGGUAAGAAAAACAUGUUCUUAUGCAUUAUUUCAGACACAGUUUCUUAUUGAUUGAAAUUAUUAGGACUUAAAAUACUAUGAGAGAAUCACUUUCUUCUGAAUGUGUUUCAGCUAAUGAAUGUGUUGAAAAACUUUAUGCAUUCAUGAUGUAUUGAAGAAUGCAGAUGGCAACAUCCAAAUCACUAUCACAAGGAGCAUUGAGGAAUUAAUUUAUCACACUGAUUAUAAAUGUGAUGUUUGGCCUAGUAAUUAAGAUAGUUCAGUCUUCACACAAGUUGAGUUUUCACACU
Molecule: messenger RNA, 1399 nt
Organism: Vigna umbellata (rice bean)
Lineage: Eukaryota; Viridiplantae; Streptophyta; Magnoliopsida; Fabales; Fabaceae
Source: RefSeq, a predicted model, not a curated record